AUGAACUUACUUAAGAUCUUGGACGGAACACCGGAGCCGCCCAUUAUAGACCUCCACCUAGAGACCAUUAAUGAUAGUGGAGACUACCACCUUCCUACACCGAUGUUUGAGUUCCAAAAAGAACUCACUGACCAGAUUGUUUCGCUCCAUUAUCCGGAUAUUUUGAAGUACUGCGAAACGAAUGAUGAUGCUGACCUCAUUAUCAAGUCGUUGGAGAUCUGUGUAGACAACUGUAUGCUUGUCAGUACUCAUCCGUACCUACUCAUCAACCAUUAUAUGCCCAAGAACUUGGCCCAGAAGGAUAUGUCCAGCAAAUUGGCAGAUACCAGUGGUAAAUUCAAUGUGCUUCGUGACCUCAUGAACGUGAUAAUCCUGAACAACAUCACUAAAGCAAAAAACGUUGGUGUUGUUAUGAACAACAAUUUAAAAUACUUUGACCUUGUAGAAGCGCUUUUGAUAGGCUGCUCAGGCAACCUGAAUAUCAGAAGGUACGUUGGUAACAACGUCCAGAGAGAGUCGAAAAAGGCUGGAAGAACCAGCAACAAUAACGGUAAUGGAAACACUAGUAGCGAUCCGACUGGUGCUCCCACUACCAUCCACUUGAUACCCUGCGAUGGGAACAUCUUGAAAGACAGGGAUCAGCUCAAUGCUACCAAGUUCGACGUCUUGAUUGUGUUUGACGGAUAUGUCGAUACGAGUAGUGAUUUCU
Scheffersomyces stipitis CBS 6054 is the source of this 709-nucleotide messenger RNA. RefSeq lists its product as uncharacterized. The transcript has a single exon. Gene Ontology annotation, cellular component: nucleus; HDA1 complex. Lineage: Eukaryota; Fungi; Ascomycota; Pichiomycetes; Serinales; Debaryomycetaceae. The record is from RefSeq and is a predicted model, not a curated record. The annotation marks the transcript as partial.